UUACUGUAUAUUAUAAGUGGAAGAUGUUAUUUUAUGUUCUUGUGCAUUUUAAGAAAUAAGUAUUUUUACUAUUCUAAUUUGAAUGUGGGAACAUUUAUGUUAUAUUUAAUAUAUAACUUUACUAGGUUACAGGUAUGUGUGAUAAUUAUGUACCUGUAUUUGCAUAAUUAGUUAAUGCGCAGGCGCACCGUUAGUUUCAGUUUCGUUUUGGUUUUAGUCAGGACUGGUACGCUUGCCGGUUUACAACCUAGCUCCUAGCUCCUAGCAAUAAGUGAUUGUCACAUGAGUGUAUGUGAAAUAAAAAAUCAAAAUGGCUUGAGUUGUAUCCGCCGUGCUUGUCCUGAAACCCUUCCAGUGGGAAGUUUGUUAAGCUAUAGUGGGUAGUUUAAUAAAAAACUGGACAGUUGUAAACCGCCGUCGGAGCCGUGCUGAAUAUAUUCACGGACACCGAGCGGGAUAAAGCCAUCGUUGACGUCCGACGCGGGAACGGAGACCCGUGUUCUGAGGUAAAAGCGGUCAUUAACAAACCACUGCAACGGAGGAGCCGAUGCUAAGAGCUAACGGGGCCGUUAAAGAGGUGAAUAACUUCUACAACCGUGAGUAAGACUGUGUGCAUAAUAAUAACCGAAAUCAGCGCGGAUAUCAGCCGUAACAGCGGAGUCGAAUCUUUUGUAGCGAUGCUUUCUGAACAAGUCAUUUGAGUCGAUUCCUCUAAACGAUUCAUUUGAACGAUUCAUUUACUUAAAAGUGAUUUUAGUGAAUCUGAUCACCGGGAAAAGAGGCAGACAUGGCAGAUGACAAACCAUAUUUGGAGACUUUAAAGCAGAAACGCUCAAAUGCACAACGUAUCUUUACAACAAGAAUAAACCGCCUUGAAGUUAGUGCUGGACGUUUACGUGAAAUUGAGUUGUCAAGUGAGUUAACGAAAUUGAAGGAUGAUUAUGACAAACUCCUUGAUGUCAGUAAUGAGUAUAUUGAUGCACAAAGCCAAAUAGAUGCUACAUGUGAAGAUAAGGAGUUGCAGGAUGCUCUGGAGAAAAGAGACGCCUUUGAGCAAAAAUUCCUUAAAAUGGAGAGCAAGAUUAUGGAAAUGCUGUGGUCUAAGUAUGCAGAGCCAGACAUAGACGCUCUUGUAACACAGUUUAAAUCUGCUUUUAAUCGAGCUGAGGCGCUUGGCACAAGUAAAGUGCCAUGGAUGCAGCAAAGGGUCGAAAGUGGCAAGCUGGAUAGGAAACUCCAUGAACUCAGGGAGGCUGUGUACACUUGGAGAGAUUAUCGUCCACAUGGAAGAGAAAAAUGGAUGCUCUUUUUAUCAUUGAGAGAGGAUAAAGAGCAACUUAUGGAUGGGUGGACAUACAGCCAUGAGGAUGAGGUUAUGAAGAGGGACAGUACAAAACUAAAAGGCGAUGGUGACGGUGACAGCAGUGAGGAGGCAGAGGAUGAAAAUGAGGAAGGGGAUAACACGGUCGAUGGGCAUGUCGUAGCAGAUACCGACGGCCUUAGAACUGCAGAUAGCAUCACCUUUACUCAACCAGCAACCCUUGCUAUUACUACUCCACCUGUGAACAGUAAUCCUGCUGUUGUGAAUCUGCCCGCUGAAGGGCAGGGAACUGUAUAUGUUACAAGCCCUCCUUCAUUCAUGUCCACGGACAUAGCAAGCAUCUCUACCUGUGCUACCCAAGGUUAUACAGUCACUAGUCAAUCUGAGAGCAGGUAUGACACAGCUACCACACACAAAGCCCCCCUGCCUAUUCUGCAGUCAAGAAGGUCUGAUAGUGGACUUGGUGUUAGUUUCGCCCUACCCCCAACUCUUGCCAGCACUCCACAAUUGUUGAACGAUCGUGCUACUCCGCCUGUCGAUCUCAGCAUGGAACAAAGCAGGAACAUACCAUACAGCAGCCCUGGUUCUUACGCUGGUGGGGAUAACAGCUCUCAGUGGGCCCGACCGAGAAUAAAGCUCACACCCAUAAGCUUACCUAAGUUCUCCGGGGACAGGAGAGGUUAUUGGCGUUGGAAGGCUGAAUGGGAAAGUAUCCAGGCGCAAGCGGAACCUACAGGGUCAAGGGAAUGCAAGAAACUUCACUUACUGGAAAGUAUAAGUGAGUCUGUGAAAAAUGAACUCAGGCUGUUUCGCUGCAGAGAUGCGAACGAUAUCUUCAGGGAAUUGGAGAACCUUUAUGGUGACAAGGCACAAACGGCCGAAGAGAUCGUGUUGGAGCUUCAAUCACGACCUGCUGUUAAGAACUAUCAACCACGAGAAACAUUAGAGUUGAUCCUAGCAGUGGAGAGGGCAGUAAUGGACCUCUCAGACCUGGGGUGCGAAGACGCUGUACGGAAUCAACUGGUGAUUCGGUCUUUGGAGAGCAAACUCCCUGAUGUUAUGAAAAGAGAGUGGCUCAUGUGUGUGGGAAAUCCUGCGAACGAUGUCCAUCCUGGAAACCGCUUUGACAGGCUCUUAAUGUUCCUGGAAGACCAAAAAUCAUUGCUCGUGAGGUUGGAGCAGUUGCUGCCCAGCAAACCAUGGCCUGCUAAUGCUCCUGAGAGAUCAAGCCACAGAGAGAAACCAGGUGACAGAUGGAAAGAGAAGAAGUCGUUCACUAAGACUACAGCAAGUGAAGUCAAGAGAGACUCCAAGCAGUUACCCUGUGCUGUGUGUGGUGAUGGAGAUCACGGGGGUAAACUGUUUCGUUGUAAAACUUUCAGAAAAGCCAAUCUGUCAGAGAAGAAAGCUCAAGUGAAAAAGGUAAAAGCAUGUACAAAGUGCUUGGAUGUUCAUGGAGUUGAGAGUGACUGCACUUCGAAGUUUCUCUGUCGAAAGGAAGAGUGUAAGAAAGGUGACACUCUAGCGGACCACCACUAUUUCCUUUGCCCUAAGGCAUCGACAAAGAAGGACACUGCUAGAAGAGAAAAUAAAGCAGAGGAAAAGAGAGGAGCUCGAGGUCCGACAGAGGAGCAAGAGGCUGUGUUCGCAGAGUUAGGAUUGACUCCCCACCAGUUGGAGGCUGUCCGCAGAGCCUGUACUAACAAGACAACGUCGACAGUGUGUCCUGGUAACAGUCUUAUAGAACAGAGUGGCUUGAAAGAACAUCCAGUCCUUAUGAUGCUCGUACCCGUCACCACAAAAAGAGGAGACAGCCUUGGAGCUUUGGUCGAUCUCGCUUCUGACACGAAUUACAUUACACACCAAGCUGCGGAAAGGCUCGGACUGAACGGUGAACCAGUUUCCCUUGUCGUGUAUGGUGUCGGAACAAUGAAGGUGAAAGUUGAUACAAAGAGGUAUCUUGUGAAAAUAAAAGUAUGGACCUCUCGAGGAACCCUGAAACUUCACGAGAUGAUUUGCUAUGGGAUGGAAGACAUCGCCAAAGUGGAUCGUGUGGUGAAAUCAGAGCGGCUAGAGCAGUUCUUCCCUGAAGUGGAGCCGGGAGAACUGGCCCGCCCCAAAAGGGUCGAUCUAUUAAUCAGUACUCGUGAAGGUCGAUUAGCUCCGCAAAGACUGCAAAGGGUCGGCGAUCUAGUAUUGUGGGAUGGUCCUCUGGGCAAGAUCGUGAGUGGUGUACAUCCAGACCUCUUUGAAGACGUGGAGGUGGCUGCAUGGCGAUCGAAGACACACUUUGCUCAUUCAAUGAGGACUGUAGCCGUCAAAGUUGAGGAACACUUUGUGGGAAGGCCAGGAUGUUAUUUGGAGAAAGAGAACAGAGUGGAAGCUCGAACGACAGCAGCGUGCAGUAAAGAAGUCCUUGAAUGGCUAAAGUGGGACAGCAUCGGCGCUGCUUGUAAUCCUAUCUGUGGAGGAUGUCGCUGUGGAAAGUGCUCGCCGGGUGGAAAGGAGAUGUCCCUGGCUGAUGAGAAAGAGCUGGAGAUAAUAAAGGCAGGUCUAACCUACAGAGAGAGAGAUGCUCACAGCGACCAGCCCCACUGGGAUGCGAAGUAUCCCUGGAAGGAAAACCCAGUUUCUCUUCCUAACAACCGUAAAGCUGUGGAAGCAACAUUCCUGAGAACUGAGAGGCGGCUCAUGAAAGACCCUCUGUGGAAAGAAGCUUACAUGAAGCAAGUCCAUGAGAUGGUAGAGAGGGGAGCUGCUGUUAAACUCACUAAGGAUGUUAUGGACAGCUGGAAAGGUGCUGUGUGGUGGGUGAGUCACCUAACCGCCCCAAACCCUCAUUCAGUGACUACGCCAGUACGACUCGUCUGGAAUAGUAGCCAGGAGUUUGGAGGGGUUAGUAUGAAUAGCAUUCUACUCAAAGGUCCAGACGUCUUAAAUCCCAUUGGAGCGGUGCUUCUCAGGUUUCGGGAGGGAGAACAUGCGGCCAUCGGAGACAUCACCAAGAUGUAUAAUUCGGUCUGGUUGGAGGAACAGGAAGUCCAUGUGCAUCGAUUCUUAUGGAGAGACUCACCUGAGAAUGAGAUUGAGGAUUAUGCUGUCGUGAGGGUGAACAUGGGGGACAAACCUGCGGGGUGUAUCGCGCAGGUUGCCAUGCGGGAGACUGCAAAGUUACCCCAAUUCUCUGAGAUGAAGGAGGAAAGAAGGGUGAUCGAGGAAGACUCCUACGUCGAUGAUCUUCUCACAUCCCACAAUGACCCCCACCAUCUAGACAAUAUUCAAGAGGGAGUGGAAAGGAUACUGAAAGCAGGAGGUUUCUUUCUAAAGCCUUGGAUCCGGUCUGGUCAAAGUGGGAGGAGAGAAGGGACGGAGUCCAAGCCAGUAACUUUGACGUUGCCCAACCAGUUAAGGGAGGAAGAUAACAAAGCCUUGGGGGUUGGUUACCUUGUGCAAGAGGACAGACUCUUUGUGAUGGUCUCUAUCAACUUCUCCAGUAGGAAGAAGAAGAUGAGAACUGAGAUUGACCUCACAGAGGGAGAAGUAGAGGUAAAAACACCAAACCCACUAACUCGUCGUGUUCUACUGAGCCAAAUUGCUGGUCUGUAUGACCCGAUCGGUUUAGUAACCCCUGUGAAACAGAAAGGGGUAAUCCUUGUGAGGAGAGCCUUCCAGGAAGCUGGCAAGCUUACUAAGGAUACCUGGGAUGAACCUCUAUCUGAUGAGCUCAGAGGGAAGGCAAUUGAGCUGUUCAAAGAGUAUGCUCGUCUGAGUAGCAUUAAGUUCUACAGAAGCCUUACGCCUUCUGGUUGGAUGGGAAGACCCUGGGGAAUCACGUUUUCUGAUGGGAGCUGUGAGUCCUAUGGUGCAGUACUGUACUUGCGAUGGGAGACAUCAGAUGGUGUUGUCACUCGGCUGGUAGAGUCUAAGGCUAAGUUAACUCCUCUCAACCAGAAAGGUGAUGCUGUCAAGGCCGAGGUAUGUGGAGCUGUCUUUGCCACACGUCUGAAAGGAUAUGUGUUGAAGCAUGGACGUUUGGACGUGGAGAAGUGGUACCAUUUCAUUGACAGUCAGACGGUGCUUGGAGCCAUUCAGAGGGAGAGCUACGGUUUCCAGACAUUCUUUGCGAACCGAAUCGGGGAGAUUCAGAAGGCUGGAGCUGUAACUGACUGGUGGUGGAUACCAGGCGAAGUCAAUGUCGCGGAUCUAGUCACGAGAGGGUGCUCUCCUGAACUGCUGGGUGAGGAUUCUGUGUGGCAGAAAGGUCCUGAGUUUUUGUCUAGUCCAGUUGAGGAUUGGCCCAUAAAGUCCGCCUCAGAAGUGGCAGCUGAUGCUAGAGAGGUAGUGAGUAGACUCCAGAGAAAGGCCUUUUCAGCCGUCCUUACCAGAAUUCAAGCCAAGAAAUUGAUGAAUCCUGGCAGUCCUGGUGGUGAAGGUCCAAAAGUCACGGAUGGAGUUAGCAGGGCUUCAGUGUCCUUGGAAAAGGGGAUGAUAUCGACCUUGAAUGAUAUUAAGGAAGAGAAGUUUUUGUGGGGAGCCGCGCUCAUAGACCAAGUGGAUCCUACAAGGUGCAGUUCUCUCACUAAACUUUGUGGAAUAGUUGGCUAUGUUCGCAGAGCUGUGAAGAAGUGGUUGGCUCGUGUAGGCAGGACCUCCAAGCCAGCAAAGUGGGAGGCGGUAUUGACAGUAAAGGAAUGCGAAGCUGCUUUCCAAGACCUGUGCUUAGCUGCUCAGGAUGGAAUUACAUUUCCUAUGACGACGUUAAACAGGCUCGUUGUCAGCAGAGAUGAUGCUUCGGGGCUCCUGAGGUGUCAUGGUAGAGUCCAAGAUUUGACCCAGGAAGAGAUUGGUGUACCUUUAGUUCCUUACAAGGCGUGGAUCAGCACUCUUCUCACAAGAGAGGCCCAUGAAGCUAACCAUGAAGGGGUUGCUGGCACAUACCUCCGGGUGAGAUCUAAAGCAUGGGUGGUGAGAGGUACAAGGAUUGCCAAGAAUGUCGUUGAUUCGUGUAUGCAUUGUCGAAAGAUCAAAGCGAGAAUGUGUAAGCAGGUGAUGGGUGAACUUCCCCUUGAGCGGACUAAACCAGCCGCACCGUUCGAGUUUACAACGUUGGACCUUUUCGGUCCCUAUGUUGUUAAAGAUAAUGUUAGACGAAGAGUGGGGAUGAAGGUCUGGGGUGUGGUGUUCAGCUGUAUGGCUUCAAGAGCAGUACAUGCGGACAUUGUAGAAGAUCUGUCUACGGAAGGAUUCCUGAAAACAUACCAGCGCUUCACAGCUCUCAGGGGUCACCCAAGAAAACUCUGGUCAGACCAAGGGACCAAUUUUGUGGGUGCCAGACCAGUAUUACAGGAGCUUUACGAGUUCCUGAGUAGUAUUGAUAAAGAUCAGGUCCAGAAGAAAGCUGCCGUUAAAGGAACCGACUGGACGUGGGUGUUUCAUCCAGCGGAUUCUCCCCAUCGGAAUGGGGCAGCGGAAGCAGCAGUUCGUGUACUCAAGAGGGCGUUAAGUAGUGUUGGCAAGGAGUGUAAUCUGACAGCACUGGAGUUUCAGACCCUUCUGUACCUGGCUGCUAAUCUGUCAAAUGAGAGACCUAUUGGCGCCAGAGCUCAGGUACAAGAUGAGACCGUGGAAGUAAUCACUCCCAACUCACUUCUGCUAGGUCGUGCAGGACCCAAUGGGGACUCCCGAGGGUUUGAAUAUCCGACUUACCCCGUUGUGCGUCUGAGAACGAUCCAGAUUGAGGUAGAUAAAUUCUGGAAGCGGUGGAGCCAGCUGGCAGGUCCGAACCUCUACAUCAGCCAGAAGUGGCACGCGCCUGCUAGAAAUGUUGCAGUGGGUGAUCUGGUAUGGUUAGCUGAUCAGAACGCACUGAGGGGUCAGUUCAGGCUGGGUCGAGUCGUGGAGGUGUGUCCUGAUGCGAGGGGUGUAGUACGAGAUGUGAGAGUGUCAACAUGUCGGAGUUGUCCGAUUUCGAGCGGGCAGUCCAAGAAGAACCGAGAUGAGGAUAACUAUCCCUCCACCAUUCUCCACAGGGAUGUUAGGAGGUUGGUGGUUCUACUUCCAUCUGAGGAACAGUAGAGGAUCCCCACCAUGGUGUGUUUCGGUAAAGGAUCCCCACCAUGGUGUGUUUCGGUAAAGGAUCAAGACUUUCCCCACUGCUAUCCUCCCUGAGGCUGGUAGUGUGUUUCGGUAAAGGAGGUCAGUGUGUGUUGUCUUGGACAUUAAAACUACCUCAAUAUGUUCAUGUUUAAGUAUACAAAGUUAUUUGCAUGUUUAUGAAAGAAAUUCAUAUCUAAAAGUGAAUUGUUUAGUUAUGGUGGCCUACUUGGAUUUAAAAUCAGUAGACCAAGUGGGAGGUGUAGAGCUUUCCACCAGGUGUUACUACUGUUUGUAUUUUUACUGUAUAUUAUAAGUGGAAGAUGUUAUUUUAUGUUCUUGUGCAUUUUAAGAAAUAAGUAUUUUUACUAUUCUAAUUUGAAUGUGGGAACAUUUAUGUUAUAUUUAAUAUAUAACUUUACUAGGUUACAGGUAUGUGUGAUAAUUAUGUACCUGUAUUUGCAUAAUUAGUUAAUGCGCAGGCGCACCGUUAGUUUCAGUUUCGUUUUGGUUUUAGUCAGGACUGGUACGCUUGCCGGUGAGUGUCUGUAAAUUGGCAUUACUAAUAAUUAACGUUAAAAAGUUAAUAUCUAAUGAUUGUGUAAUUGCAUUAGUUUAUUGUGGUUUUUGUUUUGUGUUUUGUUUUAGGUUUACAACCUAGCUCCUAGCUCCUAGCAAUAAGUGAUUGUCACAUGAGUGUAUGUGAAAUAAAAAAUCAAAAUGGCUUGAGUUGUAUC
Paramisgurnus dabryanus is the source of this 8151-nucleotide messenger RNA. NCBI's taxonomy places the organism in Eukaryota, Metazoa, Chordata, Actinopteri, Cypriniformes, Cobitidae. The record is from RefSeq and is a predicted model, not a curated record.